Lodderomyces theae is the source of this 1500-nucleotide messenger RNA. Its product is annotated as TFIIH/NER complex subunit. Gene Ontology annotation, cellular component: transcription factor TFIIH core complex; transcription factor TFIIH holo complex. The transcript has a single exon. Gene Ontology annotation, molecular function: zinc ion binding. Bases 1 to 1500 code for a protein of 499 amino acids. The record is from RefSeq and is a predicted model, not a curated record. Gene Ontology annotation, biological process: regulation of transcription by RNA polymerase II; nucleotide-excision repair; DNA-templated transcription. Lineage: Eukaryota; Fungi; Ascomycota; Pichiomycetes; Serinales; Debaryomycetaceae.
AUGGACGAUUCAGAUGAAGAGUUUAUAUCUACACCAACUGGGUCGCGAUCACCCUCAUCAGGAUUUGUCCCUUCUGCGACUGAAACUGCGCCGCCACGUGGAGGAGUGUCAACAAGAACGCGGUCACAGCACACUGGCGAAGUGAGUGACUUGAAAAGAGCAAAUGGAUACGCAUGGGAGGAUGAGUACCAGCGAUCGUGGGACAUAGUCAAAGAUGACGAACAGGGCAGCGGCUCCUUUGAAGCCAUGGUUCAAACAAUAAUUGAAAACAGAAAGAAAAAGAUCAUGAAGAACUUGAGCACGCCCUUUCAAAGAGGGAUAAUCAGGACACUAGUCAUUAUUGUGGACGGAACGCUAGCGAUGGCCGAAAAGGACUUACGACCAACUCGAUUGUCACUAACGCUAAACUAUUUACUGGAGUUUGUGGUGGAGUUUUUUGACCAAAAUCCGAUAUCUCAAUUGGGAAUCAUAUUGAUGAGGAAUGGUGUCGCCAAUUUGAUUAGUGAGGUCAGUGGCCUGCCGCAGUACCAUAUAGAUAGAUUGAGACAAUUGAAAGCGAGACAGCAUAACAAGUACGAACCAAAAGGAGAUCCCUCUUUGCAAAAUUGUUUGGAAAUGGCACGCUCUUUGCUCAAAUUCAACUUUGGUUCAGCAUCUAACAAUUCUAAGAACUCUAAAGAAAUUUUGCUAGUGUUUGGCUCUCUAUUCACUAGUGAUCCAGGUGACAUACACAAGACGAUAGAGAGCCUAGUAAAGGAAAAAAUUAAAGUCAGUGUAAUUGGACUUUCUGCACAAGUUGCUAUAUGUCAAGAAUUGGUCAACAAAACCAACCAUGAGCCACGCAAUUCAGCAUCGAAACAUUACGGUGUGAUUAUGAAUGAGACUCACUUCAAGGAGUUGUUGAUGGAUUGUGUCACUCCAUUGCCCUUACCAGAGAGUGAAGAAACCAAAAUGGACAUGAAAGGCGUCCCCUUGAUAAAAAUGGGAUUUCCUUCAAAGGUACAGCCAAGCGCAACCUCCACCAUAGGUAAUGCUGAUUACACGGUGGAAUUCCCUCAACUCAAUGCAUCAUAUCCAACGCAAGGUUCCAACGAUUCGAGGGAGGUUGUGGAAGUAAAUUCGGAUACUGUACAUUCACAGACAUUUGGAUAUCAAUGCCCCCAAUGCAAAAGCAAGGUGUGCAAUCUUCCUACAAUCUGUCCAGUAUGUGGGCUAAUGCUUAUUUUAUCUACGCACUUGGCGAGAUCGUACCACCAUUUGGUUCCACUAGCCCCCUACAAAGAAGUUCCCGUAUCCCCUUCUUACGACACUGACUUCUGCCACGGAUGUCAAUUGAAAUUUCCAGCGGGAACAAAAUCAAGCAAGGCCACAGGGACUAUCGAUUCUAUAACAAGCUCCAGAUAUCGAUGUGCAAAGUGCAACAACGAUUUUUGCAUAAAUUGUGAUGUCUUUGUUCAUGAGGUAUUGCACAAUUGUCCCGGUUGCGAAAACGCACAAUAG